AUGGCUUUCGCAAUUGGGAAAAUUGACGUUUUCGAGGGUAACGAAUCAUGGACUUGUUACAAAAAGAGACUUGAACAAUAUUUCAUAGCUAAUGAGGUUUCUAAUGAGAAAAAAGUACCUGCAUUGUUGUCACUGUGUAAAGGCAAGGGACAUAUAGUACCUGCUUGUCCCCAAAAGCAAAAGAAAGACUUCAAAGUCCACAAUGUUGAUGAAGAAUCAUCCGAUGAAAUUGAAGAUUGUCUGUAUAGUAUGGAGGUGGACGCAAAGCGGCGUGCAAGGUCUGGGCCGAUUUGGGUAAACCCUGCAAUAAAUGGCAAAGUGGUGAAGAUGGAACUAGAUACAGGGUCGGGUGUUUCAGUGAUAUCAAAGAGGGACUUUCAGAAAUUGUUCCCAAAUAAGAGACUGUUACCGACCAAGUUGGUACUGAAAACAUACAGUGGUGAGCAAAUCAAUCCUUGCGGAAUUAUGAAAUGUAAAGUAACAUUAAACGAACAAGCAGAAGUUUUAGAUCUGUAUGUGGUGGAAAACGAAAAUAGACCAUUAUUUGGAAGAGAAUGGUUGAAAGUACUGAAACUAGAUUGGUCUUCAAUUAAAACUUUGCAAGUAGAUAAUGCAGAAGUAAAAGUCAAGGCAUUAAAAGCAAAAUACAAAUCAGUCUUUAGCAAAGAUUUAGGCACAGUGAAAGGAGUCAAAGCACAUUUGAAAGUGAAAGAAAACACAACACCAAAGUUUGUGAAAGCUAGAACUGUUCCAUUUGCGAUGAAGCCCAAGAUUGAAAAGGAACUAGAGAAAUUAGUAGAUGAUGGGGUAUUGGAGAAAGUAACUCACAGCCAGUGGGCUACACCAAUAGUUCCAGUGCCAAAGCCAAAAGAUGAUAGUAUAAGAAUUUGUGGUGACUUUAAAGUUACUGUCAAUCCAGUAUUGGACAUUGAUCAUUAUCCAUUACCGCGGAUUGAAGAGAUCUUCGCAUCUUUGGGGAAGGGCAAGAAAUUUACGAAGAUUGAUUUGAAAAAUGCAUAUCUUCAGAUAGAAGUAGAUGAUGACAGCAAAGAAAUGUUAACAAUCAGUACGCACAAAGGACUUUUCCGGUACAACCGUCUUGUCUUCGGAAUCGCAUCAGCGCCUGCGCUUUUUCCAGAGAAAUAUUGA
Molecule: messenger RNA, 1149 nt
Organism: Mya arenaria
Lineage: Eukaryota; Metazoa; Mollusca; Bivalvia; Myida; Myidae
Exons: 2
Coding region: 1-1149 (382 amino acids)
Source: RefSeq, a predicted model, not a curated record